AUGGAGGUUACGUCAAUAGAGUCUCCGCACAGAGGGAAACACUUCACGGCGUCGCCAAGCCGGGACCUCUCUGCUGAUCUUGGGUCCUGUCUCGAAGCACAAAAGAAGGCUACCCUCAAAGCCCUCCACGAGAUAUCAGUGUUAUCCCAGAUACCAGAUGAUGGAGACGAAGCCCAGCAGUCGACCAAUGCAGUUGCUUAUGAGCAACUACGGAAUCUACUCAAAGGCACUGUGGAGCGUGGCGAAGGUAACAGCUGUCUCGUCGUCGGACCGAAGGGUAGUGGCAAAACACAGGUGAUUGAACGAGCGAUAUCUUCACUAUCCCAGCCGCCUGUUGUUAUUCGCCUCUCCGGCCAUGCUCAGACAACUGACAAGCUCGCCAUUCGCGAGAUUGCAUGGCAGCUCGCGGUACAAACAGGACACUCACUACUUCCUUCAGAUGGCGACGAUGUUGCGGCGGACGACGAGAAUCCCUUCGUCGAAAGCAAACUAGAUAGUGACACCGCCGUGGCUCUCCCGCCGCCUUCGCAUCUGCUUGCUCUCAUUGCAAUGCUUCCUACCCUCGCGCGCCCGACGGUCAUUGUCCUCGACGCCUUCGACCUCUUCGCGCUGCAUGCACGCCAGUCGCUCCUCUACUGCCUGCUCGAUACCGUCCAGAGCUGCCGCGCUGUCGCAGGCAACAAAGGCAUCGCCGUUAUCGGCGUCACAACACGCGUCGAGACCGUCAACAUGCUUGAAAAACGUGUCAAGAGCCGCUUCUCUGGCCGCAUCCUACGCACGGCAGCGCACACUAAGUUUGACGGUUGGGUCCAAGCCGCGAAGGAGGCGCUUUGUGCGCACGCGCACGUUGAAAAUGAAGAGUGGAGUGGGAGGUGGAAGGAGGCGGUAGCGAACUUCUUGCAAGAAGAGCAGGUGCUUGGACUAUUGAGGGAGACGUACUCGUUGACGAAGGAUGUGCGCGUCUCGACGAUACCCACACUCAAACCCUCCUCACCAUACCCAAGCGCCUCUGCAUUUGCCUCUGCAGUCGCAAAACAGCGCGCCCCGCCGCGAUUUUCCUUCCUCACCUCGUUAACAUACCCCUCAAUCUGCCUGCUCAUCGGUGCGAUGCACGCGAGGACGUCUGGACACGAGACAUUCACCUUCGAGAUGCUGCACGAGGCAUUCCGCGAUCAGGUGCGCGUGUCGCUCUCUGCGCCAGUCACCGUCGAUGGCGGUGGCAUUGGUAUGGUACGCUGCAAGACGUAUUUACAGGCGUUCGAGAAGCUCGUCGCACUCAAGGUCUUUGUUGCGACUGCCCCAACGGCGGUCGGCACUGGACGUGAAUUUGCCAAGUACCGGUGCGAUAUUGAUCGCACGGAAGUAAAGAACGCUGUCGAGACGCUAGGGCAGCUGAACCUGAAGAAGUGGUUGAACAAGGCCAAUUAA
Molecule: messenger RNA, 1428 nt
Organism: Phanerochaete carnosa HHB-10118-sp
Lineage: Eukaryota; Fungi; Basidiomycota; Agaricomycetes; Polyporales; Phanerochaetaceae
Exons: 5
Coding region: 1-1428 (475 amino acids)
Biological process (GO): DNA replication; DNA replication initiation
Cellular component (GO): nucleus; nuclear origin of replication recognition complex
Molecular function (GO): DNA replication origin binding
Source: RefSeq, a predicted model, not a curated record